CUGUAUGUUUACAUGAUAUGUUUAAAAUCAAGAUUAAAUCAAUGGAAAAAUUCCUCUUUUCAACAUUUAUGUCUUGAUCUUCGAAGUACGUUUGAAUACAACCAACAACAUCUUGUACCUUCUACUCAUAUUCCUUUGGAACAACUUCAUAAAAGAAUGGCUGAAUUACCACCAAAACAUAUUCCGUUUGCUUUGGUGACUACAACAAUAGUACAAAACAAUUCAUUUUUAUCAACUGAAUAUAAAACUGGGGAACAAUGGUUAUUAGACCGAGGUUGGCAACCACGUAUUAUAUUUCGACCCAACAGUGAACUUUGUUUCUGGCCCAAGGCUCGACUAGCAGGUUAUGUGAAUGAAAAGUAUGAACAACAACAAUCAUGGAUUAUGUUUAGUCCUCAUCCAUUACUCAAGGAUUAUAUGGAUUUGAUUGUCACUACGUUACAACAAAACAACAAUAUGGAUGAACGGCGAAAAGUAUUAGAUAUUGGAUGUGGAUCAGGUCGCGAUCUAACUUGGCUAUUACUACAUCAACGCAAAUGGUGUGCGACAGGCGUGGAUUAUCUUUCAGGGGCACGUGAACGAUUUGAAACGAUGACAACUUUGAUCAAAGACAGGGUCCAGUUCAUUAGAGCCAAAGUUCAAAUAGAUGGUACUUGGCAAUACUUGGAUAUUAUGGAGCAACACCAACAUAAUGAAAAGAAGGGUGAUGGUGGAAUGAUGACAUCUUUUGUUUCCAACAACAAGAACGAAAACUUCAACUCAUAUCAUAAAGAUCAGAAAACCAAAAUGAUGACGACAAGGAUAGAAAGCGAACAACAUCAUCAACAACAACAACAAUAUGAUCUAGUGAUGACAUUUCGAUUUUUCAUUCGGCCUGUGUUAUGGACCUUACCAUGCUUUGUAAAACCUGGAGGAAUAUUGAUGAUUUCUCAUUUUGUGGAUAUUGGUGAUUAUCAACAACCUAAGAAGGAAAAACGACUACGAAAAGGUGAAUUGAAUGAUUUUGCUCGAAGGAUGGAUUUGACUAUAUUGGUGGAUAGAUUAGAUACAACAGAAGAUGGAAAUAGAACAAUGCAUUCAAUGAUUUUCCAGAAAAGAAAAUCGUAGGGACUUAGUUAUUUUUGACCACUUUUUAUUAUUUAUAUAUACCUAAUAAAACAAAUGAAGAU
This is a messenger RNA of Halteromyces radiatus, 1169 nucleotides long. RefSeq lists its product as uncharacterized. The record is from RefSeq and is a predicted model, not a curated record. NCBI's taxonomy places the organism in Eukaryota, Fungi, Mucoromycota, Mucoromycetes, Mucorales, Cunninghamellaceae. Bases 13 to 1107 code for a protein of 364 amino acids. The transcript has a single exon.